Molecule: messenger RNA, 3417 nt
Organism: Adineta steineri
Lineage: Eukaryota; Metazoa; Rotifera; Eurotatoria; Adinetida; Adinetidae
Source: the annotation of a GenBank genome assembly
AUGUCGUCCUUUGUCGGUUUAAGUACUAAUAAUAACAACGCUGCCAUUGUGCAUGCGUUGCUACUAAAUGUUAGUCAAGCUAAUUUCAAUCGACCAUUCUUUACAGCUACAUACCGUACAAAUUGGAGUAUAACAUACAUACCCGGUCCAUCAUCAUCAUUGUUAACAUCGACAAAUAAUCUAUCACCUAAUGAUGAUUAUUAUCCAGUUUGGUUAUUAAUUUUAAUUGCAAUAUUUGGUAGUGUAACAUCUGUAUUAACAGUUUUAGGAAAUAUUCUUGUUAUCCUUGCAUUUUUUCUUGAUCGACAAAUUCGACAACCAACAAAUUAUUUUAUACUUUCACUUUCUGUUAGUGAUUUUCUUAUCGGUCUUCUAUCAAUGCCUUUAUUAACAACUUACAUCUAUGCAAAAGAUUGGCCAUUAAACGCAAUUAUAUGUGACAUAUGGCUUUCAUUAGAUUAUACUGUUUGUUUAACUUCGAUUUAUACGGUGCUGUUCAUAACGAUCGAUAGAUUUUGUUCAGUUAAAAUGCCAGCUAAAUAUCGGAAAUGGCGUACAAAAAAACGAAUUAAUAUUAUGAUUGCAGUUACAUGGGCAUUUCCUACUCUAAUUUUUUUUACAUCAACAAUGCUUUAUCCACGUGUACGAGGAAUUUCAAAUCUUCAAAGUGGUGUUUGUGAUGUUCAAUGGAAUAAAAAUCAAAUAUUUAAUUUAUGUUUAACUAUUGGAUAUUUUUGGACAACAUUACUUGUUAUGAUUGUUUUAUAUAUUUUUAUAUAUGGUGUUGCAAGUAAUUUAGAAAAAAAAUCCCAAGAAAAUGCUCGUAAAAUGUCUUCACUUGUUGGUAUGGCAGGUAAUGCUAUGACACAAAUAGGUGUAGGUAUUGGAGUAAAAAAUUCACCAGCAAAACGUACACCAGUUAAAGAAAAUCAUAAGAGUGAAUUAACACAAACUCUUAGCAAUGAAUCUCAACCUAAUAUACAACGAAAAAAAUUUGUUAAACAAUUUAGUAAUAAUUCAUCGGAUCUACGACAAACAAAUGAUGGUGGUGAUGAUGAAGUAUCAAAUUCAUAUGAAUCUCAUUCCGAUCUUGAAGCAAAUAACAUGAAUGAAAAAAAAUUUCAUCUGUCAAAUGAUAAACUUUCUCAUCAUAAUCGUCGUGGUCUUAGUGUUAAUUGGGGUAGUAAUUCUACAACAGCUAUUAAUUCAAGUUCAACAAGAAAUUCACCCGUUCAUGAACAACAAUUAAAUCAAAAAUAUUCUUCAAAUGUUAAAUCAUUUGCACAUUCAUUUUAUCGUAGUCCAAUACGUUUAGGUGGUAUGAAAAAUAAACAAUCAACAAAUUCACCACAACCAUCAAUGGGUCUUACACCAAUACCAUCAGAAUCUGAACUUGUACCAGGUCGUAUGUAUCCUCCACCACAACCACGACCAGAAUCCUUAGCAAUUAUGUCAGACGAAUUAUUUCAUGAACGAUUAAAAGCACGACAAUCACCAUUACUUUCAACAAAUGAACCAUCACAACAAACAUCAUUAACUAUUACUAAUUGUUUAUCAAUAUCGUCAUUAAAUCUAGAUAAAACUUCAAUAGAAGAUAUAACGCAUUCAAAUCAAACAUUAACAGAUGAACAUAUUAUAGAAAUAAAUCCAUCAUCAUCAUCACCCGUGUCACAAUUAAAAAUAACUAUUGAACCAGUUGUUAAUAAUAAUAAUAAUAAUACUGAUGAAUCAUCCGAUGAAAGUUGGCGUUUACUUAAUAGUAAUAGUAGUCUUGAUAUACCAUAUAUUGAUGAAACUGAUUUUGAAGAUUUAGGUUAUAUUUUACAUCGUCGUUGUAUUCCAUCAAAAGAUUCCAAUGAACCAAUUCAAGGAGAAACUAUUGUUUAUAAAUCACCACUUUAUUUAAAUCCGAAAUAUCGAUCGAAAUCUUCUACAUCAUCUGUUCAUAAUAAUCAUGAUAAUUCACAAGAUGUGCAUAUAGAAACAUAUCCGUGUAUAAAUUCAAAUCCGUCCUCUAGAAAAUUACCAAUACGACAUUGUAGUUUACGACACGUACCACGUGAAAGUUUAUUAAAUAGAGAAAUGCAAUCAGCAUCAUUACCUAUAUCAUCAAAUGAUAUUUAUUCGACAACGUCCGCUAUUUUUGUUUCAUACACAAAAAAUUCAUUAUCUCAACCUCCAACUCCUCUAAAUUUAUCACCAUCAAAUCAUCAAAAUUCUGAUGUUGAACGUGCAUUAAUUGAAUUCUAUCAAUGUAGUCAAGUCAAUGAUAUUGAUGAUAAUUUAACUACGAGUGAAAGUGAUGUUUUAUCAAAUUAUAAAGAAAUGAAUCAUGAUACACCUUCAUUAUUACGUUUAAAUGAACAAUAUUCAUCAGCUUUUACUGAUGAUGAAUAUAGUUAUCAAUGUGAUAAUAGUUUUAUGAAAUUAAUGAUAUUAAAUAAAACAAAUCUUGAUACAACAAGUGAUGAUCAAACACUAACAAAUAGUAUUAGUUUAAAUACUUAUAGUCAAGAUUGUUCGAUUGAUAAAAUAUUUCAACCAUCAAAUUUAAUUGACGAAUUUUCACGAGAUAGUUGGAUUAGUCCAGCAACAUCAUCAUCAUCAUCCUCAUCAUCAUCAUCAUCUCAAGAUAUACAAAUUCCACAACAUUUUCUAUCAGCUAUUGAUAAAAAACGUAAUACAUCAUCAGAUUCAGAUGCAAUUACAACAACAACAACAACAUUAACUACUAGUACUAUAUUUGGAGGAAUUGAUAAACGAAAAAUUAGUGCAGAAUUACAAACAUCUGAACUUAGUCCAAUAUUAAAAAAACAUCAUUCAGAUACAUAUAUAAAUGAAAUUGAUUCAUCGUUAUCUAAUAAUCGAAAUGCAUCAAAAGUAACAUUUGAAAGUUUUGUUACCCAAACAUCUGUUUCAUCAUCACCUAAAACAAAAGAUCAAUGUGUUAUGGCACAAAUUGAUAUAAAAGAACACUUAGAUAAUUCAAUUCGUAUAUCGGAACAAAUUGAGCCAAAUAAAAAUGGACAAAUAUUUUCCGUACAUGAAACAACAGGAACUGGAACAAUAAGUUCAAAUUCAACAAAAUCAAGUGUUAGAGAACUCUUACAAAGUCAAAAAACAACAACACGAAGAAAAUCAAAAACACAAAAUAGAGCAAGAAAAGCUUUACGAACAAUAACAUUCAUUCUAGGCGCUUUUGUCGUUUGUUGGACUCCAUGGCAUAUCUAUUCAGCAGUGCAUUCAUUAUGCGAAUCAUGUAAAAAUAAUUGGGUAUUUUCAAAUCCAAUGUUUCAUUGUGUUUAUUUCCUUUGUUACCUUAAUUCACCGAUUAAUCCAUUUUGCUAUGCAUUAGCUAAUCAACAAUUUAAAAAAACAUUUACACGAAUAUUAAAAUUAGAUUUACGUCGAUUAUAA